AUGGAACGUUUUUUCUACCUGUGUGAUCUGAGUUUUUUUUCGUCUUCGAUGAUUGAAGGUUCUAUAAUAGCAUGUGAUAAGAUGGGGACGAUUCAUACGAUAAUGCCUGUGAUGAGUGAGAUAUCUAUGGAUCAUUUGAAGAAGGACAUUAAGUUUUAUCCUGCUGAUGAUCUUUGUUUUACUACGACUGAUAUGGUGAAGGGAAUCCGAGUGUGGGACAGAUGCAGAGCAGAGAUGGUAUAUUCUUACAAGGAUGACUACAUCAAGAUGCAUGCAUAUAGCAAGAAUGGAUGCAUGGCGGCGGUUGGAGAAGGCAGUGUGAAGCUGUAUGAUCUUCGGGUGAGAUACAACAUUGAUACGAUUCCUGUUGGGAUGUGUAAGAUGGCAGAGUGGGGCGAUAAUCGAGUGUACUGUAUUGCAGAGAACAGUAUUGUGGAGUAUGACACACGAAACCUGGAUAAUAUGGUUAGUGGGCAAAGGAGUGAGGAUAGGAUGAGUGUUAGUAAGCUGAAUGGAGUGAUUGAUUUUGCAAGCAUGCAUAAAGGAGAAUUCUGUAUGAUGAAGAGGAAUGGAAUGGUUUAUUUGCAGAAGAUUGAGGAGCUUAAGGAAGUAGCAGGAUAUGAAAGGCCUAGCAUAGGAUCUAAGAUGAUAAAAAUCCGGAAUGAGAUUGAUGAUUUUGCAAUUGGAGCAGUUGAAGACAAUAAGGUUUGUAUAUAUGAGUAUAGAGACACAUGGAUGUGUGUGAUGGAAGGGGUGAAUCACAUAGAUUGGAUGUGGUUUUGCCGAAACAAUUGCUAUAUGUUUGCAGACCGAAAAGUGUACCUGAUGGAAGGAGGAUAUGAAGAAUUCAAGAAGGCAAUCAGGAAGGAUGAAUAG
Molecule: messenger RNA, 876 nt
Organism: Ordospora colligata OC4
Lineage: Eukaryota; Fungi; Microsporidia; Ordosporidae
Exons: 1
Coding region: 1-876 (291 amino acids)
Molecular function (GO): protein binding
Source: RefSeq, a predicted model, not a curated record